Molecule: messenger RNA, 351 nt
Organism: Scutellospora calospora
Lineage: Eukaryota; Fungi; Glomeromycota; Glomeromycetes; Diversisporales; Gigasporaceae
Source: the annotation of a GenBank genome assembly
AUGAAACAUUCAGAAUUAAAAAAUGAAAAAGAUGAUGAGAAAUUAAGUGAUGAAAAGUUAACUAACGAUGAAUUAGAUAAAGAAUUAAACAAUGAAAAACUGAACGAUGAAUUACCUAAUAUUGAUGAUGAUAAUAUUAAUUUGAAUAGGUUGAAUGAAUUAGAGUUUGUAGAUAUUUCUGAUAAUGAUAUUGAAGAUAAAAUCUAUAAUGAAUUAAAAUUAGAAAUUAAUAAAUUUUUUGAAAAAAAAAGCUUAUAUUGUUCUAUUAAACAACUCUGUUUUGAAAAAAUUGGCUAUAAUCAGUUUCUUAAAUAUCGAGCAGAAUUUGAAAGCCUAGAUAAAAAAAUAUAA